Mycetomoellerius zeteki is the source of this 2742-nucleotide messenger RNA. RefSeq names its product lamin B receptor (gene LBR). Gene Ontology annotation, biological process: cholesterol biosynthetic process. Gene Ontology annotation, cellular component: endoplasmic reticulum membrane; nuclear inner membrane. Gene Ontology annotation, molecular function: Delta14-sterol reductase activity. The record is from RefSeq and is a predicted model, not a curated record. NCBI's taxonomy places the organism in Eukaryota, Metazoa, Arthropoda, Insecta, Hymenoptera, Formicidae. The transcript is spliced from 9 exons. Bases 360 to 2297 code for a protein of 645 amino acids.
GUUCGCCGCGAUAAGAUAGGAACUUCGUACUCCCUGGAGUCUUCGAACCGGACGUGCGCGAAUAACGUCGCGCAAAUUGUGAACGCGCCAUACUGACGUAACGGCUGCGCGGUCGAUUUCCCGCGUGGCUUAACUCGAAUGGGUUUCGGAACGCGCGGCGUGCGUGCCUGCAUGCCCCCUACCGCGUCCCGCGCUCGCGCGUCCCUCCCCCAUCUAUCUUACGAUGCGCCAGAGCGGUAUCAAGAGUAACAUUUCGCGACUUGUGGAAGUUUUAUUAUUUUUCACGGCGUCUCGGAUAUCUGCCAAGUGAAACCCAUCGUUGGAGAUCGCACGGCACAGUCUCACAUAUAAAUCUCACAAUGAAGUUUUCGGAGGGUGAAGAAGUUCUUGCCAAGCAUCCGAAUACCUCUGAAUAUUAUAAAGGAAGGAUUCUCAACGUCAGAGGUGAUCGAUAUAAGAUACACUUUGAAACAGGCAUUGAGCAUACAGUUAGAGAAAAUGACAUAAAGGCUGAGAGACUAGGGAGAACCUCGACCAGAACAAGCAGGAGAACAAAAAGUCCUACAAGACAUUCUCCUAGUAGGAAGUCACCAAGUAGGCGAUCGCCUGGAAGACAGUCGGGUAGAUCCCCUGCGAGAUCACCAUCAUUUACGUCUAGGAAAUUACCUAUUCGUAGCACACGUCUUGCUAAGAUAUCUCUGUCUCGCAUAGAUGUCGAAGGCAAUAAAACGAGCAAUCAUAAAGGAAGCGACGUAAAGUCACCGGAUGAGAGUCCAACUGAUUCGUUGCCUCUACAGCAACGCUUGAGGGAAGCUAUGACUAUAACGCAUAGACCAUCGCUUCUGAAGACUGAGCAGGAAUAUAAAUCGAUUAUAAUGAGAAGUAUUGAUAGAGCCGCCUCGCUUCCAGUGGAAAGGAAAAGUUAUGUACAAGAUUAUCCUCUGGGAGAAAAAGAAAGAGGAUACUCAAUGCAAAGAGAUCAAGAUAUAACGAAACCUUUGUAUGAAAGCGAAAAAUGGGAAACGGUGGUGAAACGUGAGAAAGAAAUAAAUAGAGUUGAUAAACCGCAAGAAUGGGGUGGAUGGAUUGGGACAUUUUUCCUCACAUUUAUAUUACCGAUGUCCGUAAUCUUACCACAACUCUUAUGCUCGGAAGGACAAUGCAAAUAUGCACUUAUAAAAUUUUCUGCUGAUGUGAAGUCUUAUAUAAAUUUAUAUACAUUGCUGUCUUACAUUGCAUUUUUAACAUUAUUGGCUUGUAUUUCGAUUAUACCGAUUGGGAAAAUUAUAGAGGGGCAGCAGAGUAAAAUUGGAAGACUCCAAUAUCGCAUAAAUGGCUUUUUGAGCGCUAUAGUGGCUAUAAUAGGACUUGGUUUAUGUGUAUACAUGAAUAUACCGGUCAGUGAAUACAUUCUGAAUAAUAUUGUGCAAUUGUCUGUCAGUGGGUGGAUUGUGGGAACGAUUUUAGCUUUGGGAUUGUAUAUUAAGGCAGGAAAAGCUCCAGUAAUCAAUCUAAAUUUAUACGCAUCAACCAACAGCAAGAUAUAUAAUUUUUGGCAGGGCAGAGAAAUUAAUCCACGAUUUGGCACUUUGGACAUCAAACUGCUGUUAAUACGAGCUUCUCUCAUUGGCACGUUGAUUGUGAACAUAGCCAUUGCGCUUAAAGCUGUUGGCAAUAUAAAGAGUCCAAAUAUUGAGAAACUUGAUGUAGCUACAUUAUUAGCUGUCUUGUUGCAGCUAUUUUAUAUUGUACAUGGAUUAAUAUACGAAGCUACUAUCUUUACGUCCUUUACAAUAAUGUACGAGGGAACUGGAUACAUGACAUGUGUUAGUCAUUUGUUGUACCCAUUCUUGACGACUCUCACUGCAAGAUUUAUAUUAUAUCAGAAAAUAAAACUUAACUACUUUGUUGGCUUAUCUAUUUUGAGCUUUAUGAUGGGAUAUGCUUUGUAUAAGUGUAGUAAUUUGCGGAAAGAUGAGUUCAGGAAGAAUCCAAUUUCGCCAACAGUACCUUAUUUAGAAACCAUCCCGACAUCACGUGGAAAAAAGUUAAUGUUGUCCGGUUUAUGGGGUCAUGUGAGACAUCCCAAUUAUUUGGGUGAUAUUAUAAUACAAUGGUCUAUCGCGAGUAUUGGCUUGGCAAAUGACAUUCUACCAUACUAUACCGCGAUCUGUUGCACGUUAGUACUCGCUUACAGAGCCGUGAGAGACAAUAAACGUUGUCAGAUGCGCUAUGGAUAUGCAUGGGAGCAGUAUUGUUCGCGUGUGAAGUACAUGAUUUUGAAACGUAUAUUUUAAGACAACAGAACGCAUAGCGUGGUAUUUUUUAAAUACCAAAUUCUAUAUCAGUUAUCACAGAAGAUAACGCUCAUUAUAUUUUAUAAGAUCUCUAAUUUUGUGCAUUUUACGAUAUUUUUAUGAGAUGAUGUAGUGAUAUAGUAUUAUAAAGUAUACAAAUAUAGAAUCGGAUAAGAGCCAAAAAUAUUUUGAUAAUAUUGACAGAUAUCACAUUAGAGAGAGAUAGAUAUAUAUAUAUAUAUUUAAGUUUAUAAUAUGAAUCUCCAUAUAUGUGAUGAGAAGCGAACAUUAUGAUACUUUGAUGAUAUUUUGAUAAAGAGAAGAAAACUUAUGUAUUUGUAGGAUAAGUAUAUGCAUAGUAUACUUGUUAAGACAUGUGCCUGUAAUAUCGAGCAUUAUAAACUUAAAAAUACAAAUUAAGAAAUUUUAUACUUUUAUAAAUUAA